CAGGGAGUGAAUUGUGACGUCAGGUCUUUUUGGAAAAGAUAUUUUUAAGGUCUGAAACCCGGGUCUGUAAAGUGCUUACAGGAAAAACAGAUUACAAGAUUAACAUCUGUUAACAUGAUCGUUUAUCUCCAGCCAAAAAUAGGUCAGUUCUUAAGGAAACACGAUGGCUGGCGCACACUUAAAUAAAAUGAAAAUAAUGAAUUCACACAUUAGGACCGGCGUCUUUUUAUAAUCUGACCGAUGGAAAAACAUUCUUAAUCUCGAGACCAGUGAAAGGUCAGAAUUCCCUCCGAAGGUUGAGGACAGCUCUUCACCCUGCGUCCACCCCUCCCAGAGGACCCCCUUUCUACUCUGCGCUCCCUCUUCGCCCCUCCCAGGAUUGCUAAUUUCCCUUCCCAUCCAUCGUGGAAGCACAAAAUAUACUUAAAUAGGUAUUGCCUGAGGUCCCCCUCCGCCCCCCCGUUAAAGAAGGAAGACUCUGCGCGCCGAUGGCUAACUUUCAGAGCUCUGCUGUUCUUUGACCAUGAAAUGAAACGGUGGGGAGGGGGGGAAAAAAAGGAAACAGCCUCGCAAAGUUUCCCUGCCCCCUGAGCGAGAGUGACGGCUGUGCCGGCCAAUCCGUAGCGGCUGGCUCCAUCCCGGAGGUAAUUUGGGGGUGCGCGCGAGCGUGCACGCGCCCAUGUGUCUGUCUGCACACGGUGAAGUCCAAUCAGCCCGGCGCACCCACGGGCUCCCGGUCUGCACCGCUGUGCGCGGCACACGGGGCCGCGCUCUCAUCCGGUGCGUGCAGCUAGAUGGGCGCGCAGCGGCCGGAACGGAGACCCUGCCUCCUCGCUGCGUCCUCCUGCAAGGCAUGGACCUGAGAGGCGCUCUUGGAUUCCAGUGGAAACGUGCAGAAGGGAAAGAAAAGAGGAGUGAUGCGAUUAUGCUGCUCGACAGCUGGGGAUUGGCUCCUUCCGUCUCGUUCCCACGCAGCAGGCGCGCCCCAGCGCUCUUGGGGUUCGGGUGAUGGAGCCCGCUCGCCGGGCUCCAAGCGCGCAGAGAACAAGGAUUGUGGAAACUGCUGUGAACUCCGUACGCAAGUGAAGGCGGCGUGCACCUUCCGACUUCAAAUUUUAUUUUCUCUCUGGAAGUUGAGACUUAGCCCUUGGCAAGUUCUCGAAUGUGACCUGCUCAGGGUGCCCGCUGCCCUCCGCCAUGCGCUCCAGGUAGGACAUGCACGUCGCGGCGGCAGGCGCGUCUCCGCAGCCGGGGAGCAGGCGACUCCUCUGAACAUGGAGAGAUAAGACCUCGUCCGGCCGGCCCGCCUGACCCAGAGCCCGUGUCCCCGAGAUGGAUCGCAGCCGGGAGGCCGAGAUGGACCUGCGGAGGGGCCCCGAGGUGGCCGGGGACAAGGCCCUGAGCCACAGCUGCUGCAUCUGCGGCAAGAGCUUCCCCUUCCAGAGCUCCCUGUCUCAGCACAUGCGCAAGCACACGGGCGAGAAGCCCUACAAGUGCCCCUACUGCGACCACCGGGCCUCCCAGAAGGGCAACCUCAAGAUCCACAUCCGCAGCCACCGCACAGGGACUCUGAUCCAGGGCCACGAGUCCGAGGCCGGCGAGACGCGCGUGUCCGAGGGCCUUGACGGCUGCACCAGCCCCACCAAGAGCACCUCGGCUUGCAACCAGAUCCUCAACGGAGCCACCACGCAGCUGGACGGCGGCAAGAUCCUGCUGAGGAGCAGCAGGAAGGAGGCGGAGGGCGCCCCGUGCGCCGAGGAGGGCAGGGCCGGGGCGCGGUGCUCCUUCUGCAAGAGCAGGUUCGAGCGCAAGAAGGACCUGGAGCGGCACGUGCACCGCGCCCACAAGCCCUUCAAGUGCCGCCUGUGCAGCUACGUGACGCUGCGGGAGGAGUCCCUGCUGAGCCACAUCGAGAAGGACCACAUCACGGCGCAGGGGCCCGGCGGCGAGGCCUGCGUGGAGAACGGCAAGCCGGAGCUGCCGCCCGGCGAGUUCUCCUGCGAGGUGUGCGGCCAGGCCUUCAGCCAGACCUGGUUCCUGAAGGCGCACAUGAAGAAGCACCGGGGCUCCUUCGACCACGGCUGCCACAUCUGCGGCCGGCGGUUCAAGGAGCCGUGGUUCCUGAAAAACCACAUGAAGGCGCACGGCCCCAAGGCGGCGAGCAAGAACAGGCCCAGGAGCGAGCUGGACCCCAUCGCCACCAUCAACAACGUGGUGCAGGAGGAGGCGAUCGUGGCCGGCCUGGCCCUCUACGAAGUCUGCACCAAGUGCGGGAACCUGUUUACAAACCUGGACAGCUUGAACGCCCACAACGCCGUCCACCGCAGGGUGGAGGCGGGCCGGACGCGGGCCCAGGCCGAGGAGGACGCGCUCGGCCCCGCCGACCCCCAGCAGCUCUUCCUCCAGUGCCUGAACCUGUGCCCCGCUGGGACCGGUGCUCCCGCCCACGGACAGACUGGGCAGCGGGUGGCCGAGCUGGACCCGGUCAACAGCUACCAGGCCUGGCAGCUGGCCACCAGGGGCAAGGUGGCCGAGCCGGCCGAGUACCUCAAGUACGGGUCCUGGGACGAGGCGCUGGCCGGGGACGUGGCCUUUGACAGGGAGCGGCGCGAGUACAUCCUGGUGAGCCAGGAGAAGCGCAAGCGGGAGCUGGAGCCCGGCGCGCAGGGCCCGCCGCGCAAGAGGCCCGGCGCACCCGGCGACCCCCCAAGCAGCCCCGGCUCGGCCUGCGCCGCCGCUGAUUCCCCAGGCUCGGGCCUGGCCGAGGAGGGUGCUGACGAGAGCGGAGAGGAGAGCUCGGACCCUGCCCCAGGGGCAAAGCCACACGGCCGCUGCUUUUCCGGAGAUGUGGCUUCGGCUGUGCUCUCCAACGGAGACCAGCGUCUCGGCCUCGGACGUGACCCGUCAGAGCAGGACGCCGGCGGGCCCCGCGCGGAAACCGCAGCCUCCGUGUCCGCCCGCGAGGACCACGGCAGAGCCGCUUCCAGGAGACCAGAGCCGCCGCAGUUUUCUGUGGACUUGAAGAUGCCAGUGUGUCACCCCAGGCAGGAGGCCCCCGGCACCAGGGACACUGUGGACUUCCCUUCGAAUGCCGGUCGGACUUUUCCGGAAGGAGCAGCCCUGCAGCUCCCUCCCGAGAGCCCCGCCAGCCGCCCCAAAGAGAAGCCCUGUGAUUUGCACAAGGAGCCUCCUGGGGGGAGCAAAAGGGCACUGGCCCCGGACCUGAUCCCCCUGGACCUCAGCGAGCGCUCGACCCGGGACGACCCCCGCCACAAGGAGCUGGCCUCCUCGCUGCAGGCUGCGCUGGCUGUGCACCCCUGUCCCUACUGCAGCCACAAGACCUACUACCCCGAGGUGCUGUGGAUGCACAAGCGGCUGUGGCACCGCGUCAGCUGCAGCUCCGUGGCCCCCCAGUGGACGCAGCCCAACGGUCACAGGAGCAUCAGGAACAACUUGGUUUUCCUUGUCCGGAGUGGACGCACGGGCCCCCCGCCCGCCCUUGGGGGCAAAGACUGCCAGCCUCUGCCCAUCUCGAGGUUCACGCGCACCCAGGUACCCGGUGGGGUGCCGGGGCCCAAAGGAAGCUCCUCGCCCCUGGGUGGGACCACGAAGGCCACAGGCACGUCUAAGAGCAGGGAGGGCCAUUCUGGGGGCCCCUGCGCGCUCUGGGCGGCUGGCUCCGAGGGGCCUCGGCAGACCAAGUCCGGCCAUGGCCCUGAGCAGCAUGGAGCCCUGGCCCAGCCACCCCUCCCCAGGCCCAAGCAGGAGGCCAGCCCCAGACCGGGGCCCAUGGCCAGUGGUGGCUUCAGCAGAAGUGCCACCCCCACGCCCACUGUCAUUGCCCGGGCGGGCUCCCAGUCCUCGGCCACCAGCAGGCUGGAGGACAAGCAUGUCAUCCCCCUGGCGGGGACCGGCCUGGGCCCUCCAAAUAAGCACAGUGCCCCGGACCCACCGAGAGCCAGACUGAGCCCUCAGCCUCAGGGUCAGACGCAGGUGAGAGGGGACAGGGGUUCCCCGCUCCCUCCCCGAGAGCCCCCCUCCAAGGCCAGCCAGGGACCCAGAGGGAAUGCAGCCCUGCAGGCCCAGCCCGCCACGCAGGCUGUCAAGCAGGAGCCGGCGUCCGAGGGCCACGAGAAGCGCCUGGACAUCCUCAAUAUCUUUAAGACGUACAUUCCAAAGGACCUGGCCAGCCUGUACCAGAGCUGGGGAGCCAGCGGCCCUGCGCCCGAGCACAGAGGGACGCUCCGGACGCAGGCCCACCAGGGGGACUUCGUCUGUGUGGAGUGCGGGAAGUGCUUCCCGCAGCCCAGCCACCUGCGGGCGCACAUGCGGGCUCACUCAGUGGUGUUUGACUCCAACGGCCUCCGAGGUGCUGACGUCCACGCCGCCUCCACGGAUGCCCCCAAACAAGGGAGAGACCAUUCUAACCCGGACGCCGUCCAGACAGUGCCUCUCAGAAAGGGGACCUAGAGCCACGCUUCCAGCGACCCCGGUGCCCCCGACGGCCCUUAGCAGCCCCCUCCUGGACGUCCCGGCGGAGACUGACCACCACGCGCGGACGAGCCGCUGAGCCCUCCCACCGACACCCGUGGGGCGAGGCCUCUCCCGGCUGGACACUUAGAAAUAAAUUAAGAUGCUGAUCUCUGGAAUUCCGUGUAGAGACCCCGCAUGCAUCCGUGUGCUCACCGAUGUGACCCCACAUUUCCUGCGAUGAACGGUGGCGCUGGCGGGCACUGGGGCGCGCACGUGUGUGCGCUGCUCACGACCGAGUUGGAGACACUGGAAAAGAGCUGCUGGUGCAGCGAAGCCCCCGGGGAGGGCGGGCAGUCAGGCGGGGUGGAGCUCGACAGUGUUACUACUACACGUCCUGUCCAGCUGGUAUUUAAGUCACGAAGGGGACAGGAAGGAGGGGGCGCGGUGCUGUGCACACCAGGCGGGCGGGUGGGUGAGACCCUCGCCGGUCCACGGCGCGGUCGCCUCCCCGGGGGGCCCUUUGCAUCCCUGUGGCCCCUUUCGCG
This is a messenger RNA of Miniopterus natalensis, 5018 nucleotides long. Lineage: Eukaryota; Metazoa; Chordata; Mammalia; Chiroptera; Miniopteridae. The record is from RefSeq and is a predicted model, not a curated record.